This is a messenger RNA of Polypterus senegalus (gray bichir), 3199 nucleotides long. Its product is annotated as E3 ubiquitin/ISG15 ligase TRIM25-like. Lineage: Eukaryota; Metazoa; Chordata; Cladistia; Polypteriformes; Polypteridae. The transcript has 5 exons. Gene Ontology annotation, molecular function: zinc ion binding. The coding region runs from base 308 to 1432 and encodes 374 amino acids. The record is from RefSeq and is a predicted model, not a curated record.
AUUAUUAUUAUUAUUAUUAUUAUUAUUUUCUAUCUUCCUUUCUUAUUCCGUUCUCUUCUGCUUCCGUUUGUCUUUUAUUCGGUGAGUCGUGAUCACCGUGCUGAGAGCGACAUGUGGUUUAAAUCGGCCAGACAUGGAAUAAAACAAAAAGUAUAACAACGAUCCCUGCUUGAGAAUGAGACUUGGAUGACAAAUGUAAACUGGUGUUUCCGACGAUUGUGUCACAUUUCGGGAACUGAGUGCUGAUUCCUUCACUUUCGUUUCUUGUAAGGUAACGCCCGUCUGCCACGUUGUUUCUUCGUUUGCCAUGGCGGUAGUUCAGCUUUCCGUGUCCGCUGAUCAGUAUACUUGUUCGGUGUGUCUGGAGGUAAUGAAGGAGCCCGUCACCAUCCCGUGUGGACACAGCUACUGCAUGGGCUGUAUUAAUGACUACUGGGACAAGUCGGAGAAGGAGGGGGCCUACAACUGUCCUCAGUGCAGGAGAGCAUUUAACGUGAGACCGGAGCUCAACAGAAGCACCAUAUUAACGGAUCUGCUAGAGAAAGUGAAAGACGUGCGAGCAGAUGUGAAUCUGUCCGAGAGUUACGCCGGACCUGACGAUGUGUGCUGUGAUGUUUGUCCAGUUAAAAAACUGAGAGCCGUGAAGACCUGCAUAACCUGCUUGGUGUCCUACUGCGACAUUCAUCUCCAACCCCACCGGGAGUCCGGAGCCUAUAAAAGACACAAACUAGAGGAGCCGACCGAAAAUCUGGAAGAAAAACUCUGUGCAAAACACCAGAAAGUUCUGGAAAUCUUCUGUAGGACCGACGGGACCUGCGUCUGCUUACUGUGUGUGGCGACAGAGCACAAGAGUCACGACACGGUGACACCUGAAGAGGAGAGAGCAGGAAGAGAGAGUCAGUUGGAAAAUAAAAAGACAGAAAUGAAAAAUCAAAUUGAGGAGAAGGAAGAGGAAUUGGAGGAGAUAAAAGAGACAAUAGAGAGAAUUAAGAGCUCUGCAGACACAGAAGUGCAGGAACACGAGGAGACCUUCAAGUCUGUACUUGAGUAUGCUUUGAAGCUGAGGUCAGCAGUCACGGAGGUCAUUAGAGAUUAUGAGAGUAAGGAACUGAGAAAGGCUGAACAGCUCAUGGAGCGACUUGAGAAGGAGAUUCAAGAGCUGAAGAAGAGAGACACUGAGCUGCUUGAGCUUUCACAGACAGAGGACCACAUCCACUUCUUGAAGAAGUUCCCAUCUUUCUGUGAUCCUCCUACUGAGGGAGAUACACCUGACAUCACUGUUAAUAAGAAUUUUCUUCCUAUGAGUCUGUGCAUGAAUCUGUCUGCUCUGAAGAGGAGUCUUGAGGUGAUCAAGGACUGGGAGAUCUGUGAGGCUGACGACUUUGAGACCAUACAAUCUUAUGACUCUGACAGUUCUGACAUCUUUGAGUAAGCUGUGUGCCAAGAGGCUCUGAGUGGGACUCACUGUUACUGGGAGAUCGAGUGGAGUGGAGACAAGAUUGACAAGUGAGUGACAUAUAAAGGAACUGAAAAGGAAAGGAAAGGAUGACAAAUAUUGGAUGCAAUGGCAAGUCCUGGAGUUUGUACAACAGUGAUUCCAGUUUCUGUGUGUGGCACAAUAACAACAGUGCUCAAAUCCGCACUCCCUCCAGUCACAGAAUAGGUGUCUAUCUGGACUAUCCUGCUGGCUCUGUCUCCUUUUAUAGCAUCUAAGAUAUAAUAACCCUUCUGCACAAGUUUAAUACCUUCUUCACUGAGACUCUUUAUCUGGCAUUUGCUGUUGGAUGGGAAUCCAGUGUGACAAUCUGCCCUUUAAGCUCUUCUGACCAGUGACCGGUGUGGUGUGCAGGUCACCUCAUGUCUUCUGUCACACAGGUUGUCUUAAUGUUUUAGACAGAGGAUGAAAAUUCCUGGCUGUUACAUUGAGUUUCAUUUCUGAUUUCAUUCCAGAGUAAAUGGAAGAAGUUUAGGUGGUAGCACACACAGCUGAUUAAAGUCAUGUUUAUGCCAUAUAGGUUUAUAUAGGUGUAUAUACAGAAGGUUUAAGUUUCAGUUUAACUAUGAAAAGCUUGUAAUUUGAAUAAAAGGAAAACACAAAGAAAUAAAAAUCAAAAGGAUAAAUGAAUGAAGAGGAAAACAUAGACUACAGUGAGACCUGCAGUAAUGACUGUAUGGUGGGGAAUGAAGACACUUCAGUGACAGAGUGACAGACAGGUGGUGUCACACACUGGGUUUUUAGAGGAGCUCACAGGUUAGGUGGACUCAGCAGGGAUUUAUGGAUUUUGAAGCUCUGGAAGCGACCAGCAGAAGCCUCAGAGUGGUGGAGGGAAAUUAAAGGACAACUUUAUAGCAUCCAGUCAAGAACAAGAACAGAGAAAAUGAAGAAUGGCUGAAGGAUAAGUGCAGCUCUGAAACAAAGGCUCCUUGGUGUGGACAUUAAAAGUUUUGGGUGGGUUUUGAAGGAAAUGUUUAGGAUUUAAAAAAUGGGAAAUAUGAAAUUUGCUGUAAUGUAUUUAAUAAUUUUUAGGAAUUGUGUUUGAGUAAGUUUUGUGGUGGUUAAAGAUGUUCAACAUUAAAGAAGCUAUAUAAUAAAUACUGACUGAGUGAUUGCACAGGAUUUGUAUACUUCAUACUCAUCCUGAUUCUGUACUAAGAUGACUUGUGAUCAUGGCCUGGAUUAAUUAAAUGAUAAGAAUUGAUAAUGAAACAUUUUAUCAAAUUGCAUUGGGGAGAAAAAAGUGCUUUUUAGUGUUUGUUAAAUAAGACUUGUACAUUAAUUUGUUUGGAUAAUAAGAUUAUUUACAUAAGAUGCAGAUUUUAAAUGAAUAAACUGGAAAAGCUAACAAUUGUUUCUGAUUGUAUGAUGUGGGACAGAAAGCAGCACGGGAUGACGAAUCAUAGGAAUGACAAGAUGUGUUUCAAGAGACUGGGAAUACUGGGAUGCAUGAAGAUAAAUUGAUGAAUGCUGGGAGAUUAGUAUAUGUAAAAGCAAAUACUAAAAAUGUUACAAUUACAUUGUACAAGAUUUAAGCUGAGAAAAAGUAAGUCAUGGAUGUAUGCUUGUAUGAAAUUGGUGCAUGUUAUUUACCAUAGUUAGCUAAAAGUCGCAUAAAUGACAGUUAACAAGACAAUUGGACAUGAUCAGUUGUCUGAGUUUAGCUGAUGAAAUCUUUUCAUAAUCAGCCACCAUGGCACUAAA